Molecule: messenger RNA, 3077 nt
Organism: Parasteatoda tepidariorum (common house spider)
Lineage: Eukaryota; Metazoa; Arthropoda; Arachnida; Araneae; Theridiidae
Molecular function (GO): protein binding
Source: RefSeq, a predicted model, not a curated record
GAUGAAAAUCUAUUCAAAUGGAAUAAAAUGAUAUGAGCAUUUGAGUACGUCAGGUGAAUAAUCCACCAGAUUUAACUGAUAUUUAGGACUCUCAUCAUGAUUUUCAAAUGAAGCAUUCUGCAUAUCUUUUAAAGGCCUUAUAAGAAGUGAAAAGUUACAUCUGAGCAACUGAAAUAUAUAUGUUUAAAAACAUCAAAAAGCUUUACCUGAAAAUGACCGAAAUGAAGUGGAAAUAAAUAUGAACUAAAACCAUAAAAGAACAUGUUGCGAUAUAUCAUCCCCAAGUAUAUCAUCAUAUUAUAUCUGUAUUCUACUAUAUGAUUCUACAAUACUGAAGAUGUAGAGAAUCUUAAUCAGCAUAUAUAAAUAAACAUGAUCAUUAUAAGAGCUGAUGUGGUGUCAUCGAGUGAGAGGACAGCACAAAUCAAAAUGAAACUUUAAACCAUUGGUAUCUACAUCUAUGUAGAUAUAGGUGACACUUAGUUUAGGUAGUAUCGUUAGAGACAUUGAUGGUAUCUCACAGAGUCUGAAAUCUUUUCGGUGAACUUUACUGCAUUUUACCUUUAAUUUUUUAAGUUGAUUGAACGCAAUCCACACCUUCUUGAAACACGAAACAGUUUAUGAAUUUCGGUUCGUAAAUGAAUCUAAGAACUAUUGAACUGAUGGUGUGUGAAGUAUUUAUUUGUGAUUCAAGUAGCUGAUUUGCUUCAGAAAAAAGGAAAUUUGAUUUUUUUUUUCGAAAGCAAGAAGAGAGAGGGAGAGAUGGCUCUUCUGUAUCGUUUCUCUCGACUGAACGACAGAUCUAAUACUGGUGUCUUCACCUUCAUUGUCACUCGAUCUGUGACACGUGAUGUUCAUCGUGACGCCACCACAAAAGACUUUACAUUCGGUUACCACAAAUGGGCCGUUUCAUUCACCCGGACAGAGAAGAUUUUAGGGGUGUUUUUGAUUCUCAGAAACCCAACUGAAGGCACUAAAUGUUACGUAGACUUUAGCUUUACCAUUCUCAACAGAGAACAUUUCUCUAAGAACGAGGUCUAUCCGAUGAAGAAUGCUAGUUUCAGUGUAGAAGAACCAGCUCACGGUACCAGCAAAUGGAUGUUAAUGAGCGAGCUGAAGACGCGUAGGUUCACAGACGAGAAUUGGGAAUUCUUGAUGGAACUUUCCGUCAGCAACGCUAUGACCGUUUUCGAGGGGCUGGUUAAGGUGCCGCACGUAGCUCACUCGGCAAGUGGCCAAAAAAGCCGCGUCAAAUUGGAGACGUCCUACUUUACGUUUGGAAACUUCGAGUGGAACGUUUCCAUAUUGCCACAUGGUGACGAAGCGGAUUCCAGCUCGCGACCAAGGGUCCUAUUAAACAGACUCACCGGUUUUGACCACCAGUGCCGAGUCAUGUAUCGAGUCGUCUUAGGUGAAGGCGAGCGCAAGAUUGACUCUGGCAUUCUCGACCAAAUCUCGGACAUGAGUGGCCGAAUUCGAGGAUUCUCCCUCCGUUGUCAGGUGCCGGAUAUUGUCCGGCGAACUGUCCUCCGGGUACACACAGAAAUGAUCUGUGCUAAUACAAUCAGUGAGGCCAAGGUGCCUACCACACGUGAUCCUAACUCAACGGCCAACUGCUAUGACCGGGACAAGCAGGGAUGGUGCGUUGAAGCAGACUUAGAGUGCGAGUUCCUGAGGCUGAAGCUCUUCUACUCGGACCUGCACAACGUACCAAGGAACCACCUGCGGUCGGUUUCGUGGAACGCUUACGUCAUCCGCGACCAUCCCACAACGGGGAUUAAGGAGAGCGUGAUAGUGCUGAACGCACCUCAUAACAACUAUUAUGUACAAGAUGGCGUAGAUAUGGGAGUUAUCAUGGAGACCAAUAUACCUGUGAAACAGGUGCGAGAAGCAAACAGUGCCUACCUAGAAAACAACACUCAUCUGACAGUUCACAUUGAGUGGUUGGAAUCUGUUCUUCUCUUUAGCGCCCUCUACCAUAAAUAUGAUGACGUGUGCAGAAUACACGGACACCAGAUGAAGCGUGAAAUCACGGCACUUCAAGUAGAGAACUACAGCUUGGAGAGGCAGCUUUUCAGCUAUCAAAAAUCCUUAGCAAUUUCCCAGUCUCGAACGCCGCAACAUACCGGAGAACUAGACGAAGAAUACUACAAUGACCACUACUAUGAAAGGAGCUUAAACAAGGAGCAAAGCUUCUCGGAAUCUGAAUAUGUGUGAGAACAUACGGGUGAAAACACUCUGCCUUCUUCACAAGGACAGAGUGCCACAAACUUCCACUAGGUGGCGCUUCUGGUGGAAUGGGGGAAAGCAGAGUAGAAGGCCAUCUCUUCAGGAGGGGUAACCGAGAAGAAAAACCACCUUAAAAUCAUUUAGGUUUUUAUGAAUGACGUAAAUAGAAAUGAAAGCUAUAACUUCAGGGCAGUCACUAGAAAGACCUAUGUUAAAAGCUUUAGUAAUAAACGCUUUAAUUAUAUUCAGAAUUCAAACGCUUUAAAAGCAAUCAUCCUCUUUUAAAAGAUAUAUUUGACACUCAUAUUUGGAUAUUAUUGUUUUUUUUUUAAUUUUUCAAUCUAUUUUAUUUAUUCUUUUUAAUAUCUUGCUCUAAUAAUUCCUAUCUGUGUGCAAAUUUGACGUAAAUUUUGUAUAUGCUGAAAAUACAAAAAAUUAAUAACAUUAGUAAAAAAUAAAGAUUUGAAUGAACUAAAACACAUACUAAAAACCAUAUCAAGAUUUGAUAAACAAAAAUGUGUUUUGUAAUAGCAAUAUAAAGUAUUUCAAACAUUUUUAACUGAAUUGUAAGACUUUCACAAGGCUCAUUGCAUUUUAUAGAUUUAUAAAAAUUUUCGUUGAUGAAAAGAUUUUUCUUAUAUUUUUAGUAGUAUUAAAAAUUUAUUUUAAUAUUAUUCGCUACUUCUAACGUCGUUUCGCAAUUUACGAGUAUAUAAAAUUAAAUUAUUAAAUAUCCUGCAAUUAAAAAUCUAGCUAACCAUAGCGAAGCUUAUUGUGAUUUUUUGAAUUAAUUCUGCUGUGAAAUUAAUCUGAAUUUAAUUGUAAAAUUAUUCAAAAUUGCAAAUGAA